Messenger RNA from Zonotrichia leucophrys gambelii, 6128 nucleotides. It is a transcript of the gene PHLDA1, whose product is annotated as pleckstrin homology like domain family A member 1. The coding region runs from base 136 to 585 and encodes 149 amino acids. The transcript is spliced from 2 exons. NCBI's taxonomy places the organism in Eukaryota, Metazoa, Chordata, Aves, Passeriformes, Passerellidae. Gene Ontology annotation, cellular component: nucleus. Gene Ontology annotation, molecular function: phosphatidylinositol phosphate binding. Gene Ontology annotation, biological process: positive regulation of apoptotic process. The record is from RefSeq and is a predicted model, not a curated record.
CUCCGCUUCCUGCGGGCCGGGGCGCUCCCGGCCCUCCGCCUCGGAGCCGGCGCCCGGCGGAGAGUGCUCGGCUGGUGCCGCCUGCACCCCGAGCCCAGCCCCUGCGGGCGGAGGCCGUCGAACCCUUCCAGAAGGAUGCUGGAGAGCGGCUGUAAGGCGGUGAAGGAGGGCAUGCUGGAGAAGAGGAGCGACGGGCUGCUGCAGCUCUGGAAGAAGAAGCGCUGUAUCCUCACCGAGGAGGGGCUGCUCCUCAUCCCCCCCAAGCACCCCCCGCCGCCGCAGCAGCAGCAGCAGCCGGCCGAGCCGGCGGCCAAGAUCAAGGAGCUUCACUUCUCCAACAUGAAGACGGUGGACUGCGUGGAGCGGAAGGGCAAGUACGUGUACUUCACGGUGGUGAUGGCCGAGGGGAAGGAGAUCGACUUUCGGUGCGCCCAGGAGCAGGGCUGGAACGCGGCGAUCACGCUGCAGAUGGUGCAGUACAAGAACCGCCAGGCCAUCCUGGCCGUGCGCUCCACCCGGCAGAAGCAGCAGCACCUGGCGGCGCCCCACGGGUCGCGGCUCCGCGGCGCCUCCAACUCCGCCUAGCGCAGGUCACGGUCACGGAGCGCUGCCGAGGAGAGGGACAGAGCGCGUUCGUGGCGGACCUGCCCCAGGGGCUCAGAAACUGGGCGGACGCCGGAGGUGCGGGUAGAGCGGAGAGAAGCGGCUCAAGAGCCCGAACCUCAGCCAGCUGCUGCUGCUGCUUUGCCGCCCUCGGUGCCGAGAAGCAUUUCAAAUCCAUUAUUUAUGAACCUUGGAAAGGAUCCUUUGGUGUGAUGGGACUUCUAGGAGACAUGAUGUACUGUAACUUUAUUUUAAUGUAUUUUAUCUUAUUUAUUAGGGUUGUUUUCUUUUGGUUUUGUUUUCCUUUUUUUUUUUUUUUGUUUUGUUUAAGGCUUAUUUGCAAGACAUUUCUGAAUGUAGGCCAUAUCAAGAAAGUAAAGGAAAAAACCAAUAUGCAUGUAAGCUCCCUAAAAGAAUGGAGAAGUUCUGGGUACUUUGACUGUGUGCAAUUUGACAAAAAGUUAUUAAUCUUUUACCCAAAAUACACUAUAUUCCACCAGCAUGGAAAAUGUGAUGCGUGUUUCAAAAUUUGGCUGAAACCUGUACUGCAUAUGAAACAUAUUUUCUCUAAUGAGAACAAAAAUUAUAGACUGGGGCUUAAUUGAUUUUUUUUUUAAUAUUAAACGUAGUGGAAGAUGAUAAAACGUUAUUCAUGCUUGGCUAUUCAAAAAAGCAAUGUUGCUUGUCAUUCUGGGAUUGAAACCAACCUGUUUAGUGUAUGAGUGGAAGGAAUCUGACCAACUUCUUUUGUGAUACAGGAAUCUGAGUUGGACUCCAGCAAUCUGUGUGGUGUGCUUGCUCCUAGGCUGGUGGGCCAGGCCUGGGAAGUGUUCAUGAAUGUUUCUUAGCUUCCAAGUCCAGGGCUCCCUCUGCACGCUCAGUUUUCAGAGUGAUCUGGACUCUCAACCUGUGUUGCAUUUUCAUGGCGGUUUUUUAAUGUCUUGCAUUAAAGCAGUCUGUAGUUUAAAAUUUUAUGUAUGUUUUAGCGUGCAAAUGGAUUAUUUUGGUCACAGUUUUUAUAAGCUGAAAGUUGCUCUCUAGCUGAGAUGAACUAGAUUAAUUUUGGUGUUUAGCACUGUCAGAUGUUGAGAGAGGCGUGCCAUCUUGCCUCUAAAAACGUUGACGAAGCCAUGAAGUUGGAAAACAAAGGGCUAAUUGCACAGCUGGUGUGUGUUUCUCUGCCUCGUAGAAGUCAGUGGGGUUGGGCUGCCGAUGCCGGCCGGAGCUCCUUGCCCGGUGCAGAGGAGGCCGUCGGGCACGGGCAGUGACAUCUCCAGGACAGGGCCCUUCUGACGGUGGCUGCCUCACCUCGGGUGCUGCCGCCGCCCAGGUUCUCGGGUUUAAAUGAAAGGGGGAGGCUGCAAUGGGACAGAGCCAUGUGGCCCAUUAUCUCUGGUCCAAAGUAAAAUGUCAAAGCCAUGGAGAUAUUUAUUUUAGCUAGUGUGGUGAGGAAAAUGGCUUUUGGCCCCUUUACAAUUUACAUUAAUAUAAACAAAAUCUUUUAAAGCUACACAUCCAACGCUUUUGUGUAAAUGAGCAAGAGCCUCAGAUUCUUGGUGCAAGCUUGUUUCUGUCAGUGUUUAAAGCAAAAAGCUGAUGUGAUACUCAAAGGGAGAUGUUAGAAUUCACUAUGGUGUCCAUCGGUCCCUUCCUCUGCACUCUAAGAUUAAGUCAGUCCUGGAAGGGAGUAAGUUGAGGUCUGUGCUAGCCCUUGUCUUUUGUUCCCUCCUCCAGGUGUCAGGGUCAGAGAUCUGGACAAGUAAAGCAUGCUGUGGUGCAGAUCAAAGCCCCGACAAUGCUCUGUAGUUACUCCUGAGCGCUUAUUUUCAACCUGGCUCUGGCCAGGGCUGCCUGGUGAACUUGGGGUGGUGGAUUACAGCUGUCCUAACUAACUAAAUCACUAUUCGGCCAUUAAUUGAAAUCGAAGGUGCCCCUCAUCUUCUAGGAUUAGGUUCGCUGGCUUGGCAAUCAUAACACUGAAUUUCCACUUCUCUGUACAUCUGCCAUUAUCAUUCUGCUAACGCUUGGAUGUUAGAGCUGCAAGGGGAUUCUCUAAUGAGCUAGUCAGAGACUCACAAAAUAGACUGUAAUUUGGCUCCUCUCUUUACAGUGAUUAACAACAGUUUACUGAGAAACUAAUCCACCUUUUCAGGUAUACAGAUGUAUUGCUGAUCUCACCUACUAAAAUACAUUUUAGCCUACUGAAGGAUAAAUGUAACUGAUGAGAAUUAAUUCCUAUUUGAUCAGAGACACAUGUAUUUCUCUGAGAGAGGCAGUUAUUCUUGUCCUCGGUGGAUGCAAGCCUCUAUAUGCCACAAAAGUCUGUGGAUGUAGUCUAAAGCUGAAAUUUUACUGUUCUUCUGGAAGUACUUGUACUUUGAAAGCUAAAGAUGAUCAUUUUAGUGAGAAAAUUAACAUUAAGGUAUGAGGAAACUACAUUCAUUUCAAAUUUGCUAUUCUUUUUCACUGGUUAAAGUCAAUACCCCGCUUUCAUGUUUCUUGUUUUAGGUUGGUCUAAAGGAGGAUCUGAAAACCUUUUGGACUGAUGUAGUUCAACAAACUUUUGUUCUUUGUCAUUGCCUGCUGUGUUACCUGUUUGGAAACUUUGGUGUCAGCCAGCCUCCUAGUGUGAGAGGUGGUCACAUCACAAAAUCUACCUUGAUACCUCCAGCCUGAGUGGGUGGGAUGGGUGUAAGGAUCAGACUUUUCCCUCGUGUCUCCGAACUGUCUCCUGGAAACUGAAUGGGAACAAAUUGGCUGGGGUUCCCCGGGGACAGAUGGACCAUGUGGCUCAUGCCCUGUCAGUGUAAAUAAGGCUAAAUUGUCUGAUGGGGACAGUCUGACAGCUUUCUCACGCUUUGAAUUCCAUGGCGUGUGGGGAUUUUAGGGCUUUGGGGUUUUGUUUUGUUGUUUUGUUUUGGUUUGGUUUACUUUUUUUUUUUUCCCUUGACUGAUAGUAAUUUUAGACCAAGAAAUUGUUUGAUGUUAUAAGGUACUUCUGGGGAUUUUUUCAUCUUGCCCCUCUGUUACUACAUAGUCUUCAUUUGAACAUCUGGAUUUAAUACUGUUACUGCAUUGUAAGCAAUGGCUAUGAAAAUGGGUUCAGCACAGCAUGCUCCAUCUUAUUGGAGCUUUACAGAUAAAUAAAUUAAGUUGUCCUUCCUCUUCCAAAAAAAAGAAAAAACCCGGAAAGCAAUCUGACAGCACAUGGCUGAAGUAAAUUCAUUACAGAAUAAACAAAAAUGCUGGUAAAACAUACACAGGCAAAUGCUUGAUAUAGAUAGCAAAAGUGGGAACAGCAUUCAUAAAAAGGUUAAAAUUACUUGUUGUAAUAAAAAAGAAAAAAAGUAAUCAAGGGGUGGAUUUAGCAAGAAAAUCCAAGCUGUGACCAAGACAAUUUAGGUACUGGGGGAAAAGGAAGAUCAAGUGGAUGCUGUUUCUGUGACAUCCUGAAGUAAUUCCUCUUUUUUAAGGUUCAUGGUAUUCAGAUGCCAACUUCUGAAUUAUAGCUGCAGUGAUGUACAAAAUGUUUUCUAGCAUAUCCUCUUGUGAGCAGAAAUACCAGUGUCGUCAAAAAAAAUUUGUGUGUAAAUAUGACUCAUAAAUGAUUUCUGAGAGAUGUGAUUUAUUUUUCAUAUUUUUCAAGAUACAUUCCAUUUCAAAUAAAGAGGUAUCUAUUGAAAGAGCUCUCAAUAUGUUGGAAGAAUGGUUGUUUGGUGGGCUAUUUGUGAUGAUUAAAGCCUGGUAUAAGCUUUUCCAAUGUCUUAAGCUCAGUCUAAGAGCCUAAGAGGAACACUUUGAACCUGGGUAGGUACUCUCUGAAGACCCACUCAGAUGCUCCAAUUAAUCUUUAUAUAUAUAGCACCAUGAUGAGAUUGAGUCCUCAGUUUUGCUUCUUGCAGUGUGUGAUGUGUGAACGCCCACACCAAGUGUAGCUGAUUUCUGUAACACGCCGUGUCACAGUCCAUGUACAGCAGGCCUUUGGGGCACAGAAUUCAGGCUCAUCACUGUCACCUGUAAAAAUGCCGUGCUCUGUGUGACAUUAGGAGGCCUUAAAUGUGCCUUGUUUCUCUUUUUCUCAGAUCUUAAGCACUAUGAUUGAAUUGCAAGUAACCUGAAAUUAAUCCAGAAAAAAAACACUUCCACCAUCUGGCAUAAACUCUGACCUGUUCUUUUCUAGCUUCAUGGGAAAAGAAAUUAGGUGUAACAAGAAACAUGUGCUGCUCUGGGCUCUCUGUAGUGCUGCAGCUGCUCAGAUGUCUUGGACUCCCCUGAUAUGUAUUUGUAUGGCAGCAGGUCCUCAUUUCCAAGCAUCUGCUGAAGGUGCAUUACUUUCAGGGACACAGGGUGCAUUGACCUAGACAUGUUGGUGCUGUUUGCCUUCACUGGGGAGAUGUCAGUAACCUCUUCCAUAAGAAGGCUUUUAUUGUAAAAAGUACAAGUUCUCUUUUCAAUAGCAAACACCCUAAAAUAUAGGCAUUUGAACUUAAUAUUGAUAUGCAAAUUAUAGCUUCAAGAUCUGACCUCUUACAAGUGCUGGUGCUCAGCAGCUUUGAAAAGUCAGUUAAGCAUCUCUAAAUUUAUUAUCUAUUCAAGGACCCACUGUUCCUUACAGCUGUUGGAGGUAUCCCUUAUAAGCUUUUAAUAGCAGUGGUAAGUGUCUUUGUAAGGACAUAAAUAUAGAACAAGAGUUUUAUAAUUGGUGGUUGUUUCUGCUCCAGCAUCAGUGGUGAUAUCUUCACAAAGGUACAUCAAUACAUGCUUCUCUGCUUUAACUUUUGAUUAAGAGGAUGUGAAAUAAGACUGCUUAUGUAAUUGUGGUCCAUAUGAAAUGGUCCUAGAACAUAGGUCAUUAUUUUCCUAGCAGGGGAUGUUGUCUUAUUAGCAUUUUCUCUUAAGUUUUUUCUCAUCUGAAGUACAAUGUGGGGUACAGAGAAAUUAUCUGGAUCUGAUUCAAAGUUCAUUGAAAUCAACUAGAAUUUUUCCAGAUUGGGACAGAUGUUGGCCUUUUUCACAAAUGGUGGCUGCUUCUCUUUUGUUUUAAAACCCCAGAAGCAAGACCUUUGCCUAUGAUCUGUGUCAGUAUUGAUGGUGUGUGAUUAGGGUAACACUGACAUUCUGCCCUUUCAUAUUUCCCAAUUAAAUGACGGGGAGAGGAAGUUGAAAUAGUGCCUAUGCUUUUUGAGCAAAACAAAAUACAAAGGAAGGCCAAUCUAAAUGUGUGUGUGUCCUCCUUCCCCCAGAUGAAAUCUAGACCAGAAUGUAAUUUCACUGAAUUCACAGCACACCUCAAACUGAACUAUUUUCUUUGUAAUUGAACCCAAACCAUAAUUCAGUAAAAGCCUUUACUCCUCUGAGUGCUUGUUUCUAUCAGGAACAACUCAGUCCUUUUUAGAAAGUGCCAAAUUACUUCCACACUUAUCCACAUUUAAAAAAAAAAUAAAAUUAACCAUCAUAAACAUUUUCAGCCUAAGUCUUUUAUAAAUUUGAAAUAAGUGUUAAAAAAAUAAAAGUCAUGAACAGUA